UCCUCCCGUCUCCCUACAGCUCUCAACUGUUCAGCAUUUCUCCCAUCAGGUUUAUCCUCACUCUCUCUCUCUCUUCCUCUCUCUCCCUCUCUCUCUCUUCCUCUCUCUGUUUCUCUCUCUUUCUCUCCUCUUUCGUGGCGGGGGAGAGCUCAUAUCUCUGGCGGUUUGCCGCAUGGAAGUCGCCCAGGCUAGACUGAAUCUUCUCUCUCUCUGACUCGGACUCCAUUGACCAUUCCGCGGCAGCAACAGCGAACCCAACGCCACAUGAGUCGGGACACGCGCCGGGAUGUAACGGCAUCUAUCCGCUGACCGACUGUAAAAAAAAAAAAAAAAAAAAAGAGAGAAGGAGGGUGAGGGAGAGAGAGAGAACCAGAAUCCCGGCAUCAUUCCAGCAGAGGGAAGGAAGUGGAUUGGGGGGCAGUGGGGGAAUGUUUCUCACUCAGAUGUAACAACCACAGAAAGCAGGGACCGCCAAGUGCGCAAAAGCCGCUUCUUCCUGAGAACAUCAUUACGCACGGCGCUGCGCUCUCCCCCCCUCUCAACCCCCCAUUUAUUUUUUUUAUUUUCACGUCUUUUCGUUCCCUCCGCUCACUGCACGGACUGACCGGAGGUUGGAUGUACAUGUGUGCGCGCGCGGCGGUGGGGACUUUUUAAUUUUUUUAUUUAUUUAUUUAUUUUUUUUGCCAAGCGACCCACCUGGAGGCUCGAAAUUGAGAAAAUCCGUCGCCCUACUGGAAUAUUAACAACCCAGUCUCAGCAGCGGCCCAGGGGAGUUGCGGGGAGGGAAGAUGUUGCUGCUGCACCAGCAGCAGCAGCAGCAGAGUUUGGGACUCUAGAGAGCUUCCCCAACUUUUUUUUUUUUUUUUUUUUUUGCUUUCUCUCCCCUUCUCUGGUUCCGUUUCUAAUCUGUUUUCCUCUGAUCAUCUUCGCCUUUGGGACUUUCUGUUUGAUUUGCAGCUCAACGGAAUCAGUCAUGGACCGCUCCACGUCUUUGGAUAUCGAAGCGCUCAAGAUGACCCAGGAGCAGUACAUCCUGGCGGCCCAGCCGAACCCCCUCCACCAGCGAGGCGCGUCGGAGUGCAGUGGCCAGGUCUACCCAGCAGUCGGCAUCUACGGCUGGAGGAAGAGAUGCUUGUACUUCUUCAUCCUCCUCCUACUUGUCACAAUGAUUGUCAACCUGGCACUCACCAUCUGGAUUCUCAAAGUCAUGAACUUCACUCCGGAUGGCAUGGGGAACCUGCGAGUUACCAAAGAAGGGAUCCGACUGGAGGGUGUGUCCGAAUUUUUGUUGCCCUUAUACGUCAAAGAGAUCCAGUCUCGAAGGGACAGUCCGCUGAUUCUCCAGUCAGACAGAAACGUGACGGUCAACGCUAGAAAUGAUCAGGGACAACUGACUGGUCAGCUCACCGUGGGUUCGGAAAUGGUUGAGGCCCAGUGUCAGAGGUUCGAAGUGAAGAGCGCUGACGGCGAGAGAGUUCUGUUUUCUGCAGACGAGGAAGAGAUCAGCAUCGGAACAGAGAAACUUAAAGUCACAGGGGAUGAAGGAGUGGUUUUCAGCCAUUCUGUCGAGACUUCACAUGUCAGGGCAGAGCCAUUUCAGGACCUGAAGUAAGUACUUCAACUAUCUGUGUCUGUGUCAUGGAAACGUUAAUGUAGUUCAAUAAUUCGACAAAUAAAACGGUGAAACUCUCACACAAUUGGACAUUUUUUAAAGUGUUUAGUUA
Poecilia reticulata (guppy) is the source of this 1724-nucleotide messenger RNA. NCBI's taxonomy places the organism in Eukaryota, Metazoa, Chordata, Actinopteri, Cyprinodontiformes, Poeciliidae. The record is from RefSeq and is a predicted model, not a curated record.